AUGGCUACCGCAAGACCCUCUUCAGCCAUUCUCAAGCUGGCAGCUCUCCUGAUGGCGCUCGCCGUGACCAUCGCUCCGGCGGCGGCAAGCCAGCUGAACCUGUACACGGGGGUCAAUUGCUCCGGCAGCUUCACAGCCUGCUUUGACCGGGCGUGCUGCGUCGUCCCCUCCAACGCCGUCAGCUACAGGUUCUACUACAACCCCAGCUGGAAGGCCUACUUCUAUGGCUCCGCAGGAUGCACCGGCAGCAGCAGUAACGUUCUCGCUGGGGACGUCAUCUGCGCCAACGGAGUGAACUUCAGGAGCGCCUUCCUCACCGACACUCUGCCGACGCUGCAGUUGGUGACCGAGAACUGA
Spirodela intermedia is the source of this 357-nucleotide messenger RNA. The record is from the annotation of a GenBank genome assembly. NCBI's taxonomy places the organism in Eukaryota, Viridiplantae, Streptophyta, Magnoliopsida, Alismatales, Araceae.